GAGGAGCAACAGCCUGAGGCUGCUGCAGAUCCAAUGUCCUCCUCUGAUGCACCAGAAGAUGGCCCAAAGGAAACAUCAAGUGUAUCGCAGAAUAUCUCUGAUGCAGAUGCAUUUAAAAUUCUCCUGGAGAUGAAGAUGAAGAAGAGGCAGAAAAAGCCUACUUUGCCAAGCACUGUGACCGAGCUUGACACCGAGGAUGGUUCUAAAGUGUAUGUGGUUGGAACAGCCCACUUCAGUGACAGCAGCAAAAAGGAUGUCGUGAAGACAAUACAAGAAGUGCAACCUGAUGUAGUUGUGGUGGAACUAUGCCAGUACAGAGUUUCUAUGUUAAAGAUGGAUGAAAAGACAUUACUAAAAGAAGCCAAAGAAAUAAAUCUGGAAAAGCUUCAACAAGCUAUAAAGCAGAAUGGAGUCAUGUCUGGAUUGAUGCAAAUGCUGCUUCUGAAGGUUUCUGCUCACAUCACAGAACAGCUGGGAAUGGCCCCAGGAGGAGAAUUCAGGGAGGCUUUCAAGGAGGCCAGUAAAGUACCUUUCUGUAAAUUCCAUCUUGGAGACCGACCCAUCCCUGUUACAUUUAAGAGAGCAAUUGCUGCACUUUCUUUUUGGCAAAAAGUCAAGCUUGCGUGGGGCCUUUGCUUCUUAUCUGACCCAAUCAGUAAAGAUGAUGUGGAGAAAUGCAAACAGAAGGAUUUACUGGAGCAGAUGAUGGCGGAAAUGAUUGGAGAGUUCCCUGAUCUUCAUCGAACUAUUGUCUCGGAACGAGAUAUUUACUUGACCUACAUGCUGAAGCAGGCAGCAAAGCAGAUAGAACUACCUCGAGCUUCAGAAACUGAGCCUAGAAAAUAUAUCCCAGCUGUUGUAGUUGGUGUUGUUGGGAUGGGUCAUGUACCUGGAAUUGAAAAGAACUGGAACUCUGACUUAAACAUCCAGGAAAUAAUGAGUGUGCCUCCUCCGUCAGCGUCAAGUAGGAUUCUCAAAUUUGUCAUAAAAGCAACCGUUUUUGGACUGAUGGGAUAUGGCUGCUACCGAAUAGGUCAAAGGACAGUUCAGUUUAUUCUCUCGAUGCCAGCAGCACAGAGCUAUCUUCAGAAGCUGACAGAAAUAAGGUCUCAGCAUUGAAGAUCAAGUUGGAGGCACUGUGUGAAGAAGGUGGCUGAAAAAGGGUGAUAGAGGCAACAAAUGUGAGCUGGACUGAAAGAAGAGUGAGAUGAGGAUUCUGGUCAGAGGUGAUUGAUGCUGGGCGACGUUGAAUCGCUGUAUAAUAAAAGAUUUGAUACUAAAGUUACACCA
Molecule: messenger RNA, 1290 nt
Organism: Cariama cristata (Red-legged seriema)
Lineage: Eukaryota; Metazoa; Chordata; Aves; Cariamiformes; Cariamidae
Gene: TRABD
Product: TraB domain containing
Exons: 9
Coding region: 34-1119 (361 amino acids)
Source: RefSeq, a predicted model, not a curated record